Pristis pectinata (smalltooth sawfish) is the source of this 3589-nucleotide messenger RNA. It is a transcript of the gene ints5, whose product is annotated as integrator complex subunit 5. Gene Ontology annotation, biological process: snRNA 3'-end processing. Gene Ontology annotation, cellular component: integrator complex. Bases 200 to 3007 code for a protein of 935 amino acids. Lineage: Eukaryota; Metazoa; Chordata; Chondrichthyes; Rhinopristiformes; Pristidae. The transcript is spliced from 2 exons. The record is from RefSeq and is a predicted model, not a curated record.
GAGUCGGGCGCCGCGGUGCUCCAGCCGGCGCAUUACAAGUGUGACUCCGCCUGCACGGUGUCGGCGCGGCGUCCGGCCGCGGUGCGCGGGCUCUCCCGGCCUCGUGUCGUGCGAGCGGCCGCCGGUACCGGAGGGACGGCUCCACCGUCCGAGCCCCCCCCCCCGGCUCUCCGCCGCCUACUCUCGCUGCGGGCAGCCGAUGGCGGCCGCGGCCAUGGAGGGAAGCGCCAACUCCCGAGUGGGGAUCAGUUCGCAGGAGCUGCUGCAGGAGGUAAAGGCGUUCAUCAGCGGCACAGACCCAGUUCAAGGCCACAAGCUGACAGUGAAGGAGCAUGCCCGGUGUGGCAUCCUGCUCCUGCGUAACCUGCCGCCGGCCCGGUCCGCCGUGCUGGAGCACUUGAGGGGCGUCUUCGACGAGUCGGUGGGCAGCUACAUCCUGGAGCUGGAGCGGGAGGGGACGCCGGCGGGGCACCUGGGCAGCCCAGGGCUGGAUGACGUGACGCAGGAGAUACAGGCCGUGCUGUCUGAGUUCGUUCGCUCCAACCCCAAGGCCUGGGCCCCCCUGGUCUCCGGCUGGUCCAUCGACCUGAUGGGUCAGCUGAGCAGCAAGUACUCUGGCCGUCACCGGGUGCCUCACGCCAGCAGCCUCAACGAGCUGCUGCAGCUCUGGAUGUCCUGCAAGGCUACCCGGGCCCUGAUGGAGAUCUACGUGCAGUGCCUGUCCUCCAUGAUCAGCACCUGCCCCGAUGCCUGCGUCGACGCGCUCCUGGACACCUCCGUCCAACACUCACCGCACUUUGACUGGGUGGUGGCCCACAUCGGCUCCUCGUUCCCCAACACCAUCAUCAGCCGGGUCCUGUCCUGUGGCCUGAAGGACUUCUGCCUGCACGGGGGACCAUCCUCCGUAGACCCCCUCCUGCCCUCCUCCGCUGACCAGCGGGUGCCCAAGAUCGCCUCAGUGGUGGGCAUCCUGGGGCACCUGGCCACCAGGCACUCGGACAGCAUCAAGCAGGAGCUGCUGCUGAUGUUCCAUGAGAGCCUGGGCCCCGGAAGAGACCCCCAGCCCCAGCACCAGGAGGCCACCGUCCCCUUCCUCCUGCAGCUGGCCGCCAUGUCACCGGCCCUGCUGGGGGCUGUCUCGGCCGAGCUGGUGGACUCCCUCAAGCCCCCAGUGCUGGACCAGCUCCACCAGCGCUUCUCAGGCCUGGGCAGGGAGGAGGCGGACAACCUGCUGGGGCUGCUGGUCCACCUGGUGUGCCAGAGCGGGGCAGGCGCCCACCGGGUGCUGCGCUUCCUGCUGGAGACGGCCGCCCCGGCCUCCGUCAUCACCUCGCCGGGCCUGGCCGUGCGGGACAGCGUCCGUGAGGCCUGCCAGAGGGUGGUGCAGCUGUUGCUGCUGCACCUGCAGAGGCUGGUGUACGGCCGGGGCCCCGGGGGUCCGGGGGACCCCCAGGCCCGCUCCGUGCCCUUCCUGGAUGGGCUGAAGGGGCGGCUGCCUGAGCUGUGCCGCGAGGCCCUGAGGCCUGAGUGCAAGAGACACCCCUGGCAGCACCAGCUGCUGGGCCUGCUGGCCGUCUACUGUGGCCCCAGCUGGGCGGCCGAGGCCCUGUGCCAGCUGCUGGCGCUGGCCUCCUGCCCCGAGGAGCUGGCCCUGGCCGGGCAGCUCCACUCGGCCCUGUCCUCCUCCGUCCCAGGCCUGGUUCCAGCCACCGCCGGCCGCUGCGUGGCCCGCCUGCACUCAGCUGGGCCUCAGGCCCGCCGCCUGCUGCUCAACCUGGCCUCGCUGGUGAGAGGCGAGGGGGCCGCAGGCCUGGCCGAGGCCCUGUCGGCCCACGCCCCGCAGCUGGGCCGGCUGCUGCCCCACGGCGACGCCGGGCUGUCGGGGGGGGCGGCGCUGCUGCUGGCCGCACUGCCUCUGCCCCCGUCCCUGGGGCCAGCCCAGCUCUUGGGCCUGGUGAGGGCCGCCACCUCCCGCUUCUUCCUGGCCCUCAGGCGGGGCUGGGCCGACCAGGCCUCGGCGGGCGAGCUGCUGGCCCGCCUGGCCGCCUCCUCGCUGCCGGCCCUGCGCGCCGUCCUGCGCCAGCUGGUGGCCUCCGCCCUGCACCCUGGCAACGCCUCGCUCUUUGGCGGGAAGCCGGCCCGACCCGCGGCCUCCCCCUCCUCCUCCUCCUCCUCCGCCUCCUCCCCCGGUGACUCCCUGCUCGGCGUCAACCGCGAGUUCGGUGCAGCCGUUGGCUUCGGCGGCGUCUGGGCCGUCUUCCACGCCGGGGUGAUCGGCCGCGGCCUGAAGCCCCCACCGGGCCGGGGCCUUCUCCCCCAGGCUGAGGCCAGCGGCAACGCCUUCCGGCUGCUGGCGCUGGCUGUCCGCUGCAGUGGCGGCGAGGCGCCGGGGCACGUCAGCGCCGAGGCAGCCCAGGCCGUGGCCCUUGCCCUGGUCGAGGGCCUGUGCCCCGACGUGACGGCCAGCGAGCUGGCCUGGCCUCCCGAGGAACAGGCCCGCGGCACGGUGGAGAGGGACCUGCAGAUCCGCAACCGUUUCCAGGACAACCCGCUGCUCUUCAGCCUGCUGCGGCUGGUGGCGCUGGGGCCCCCGGCCCUCUGCUACUGCUCCGUGCUGCUGCGGGGCCUGCUGGCCACUCUGGUGUCCCACUGGGAGGCCUCCCGCCACCUCAGCACCACCUCCUCGCCCUGGCAGCUUCACGCCUCCUGUGAGCUGCUGGCCUGCAUGGCCGAGGGACAACUGCUGCCCCCCACGCUGGGCAGCAUGCACGAGAUCUUCCACCUCCUUACCCCCUUCGAGGUCCGCCUGCUCCUGCUCAGUGUCUGGGCCUACCUGAGGGCCAACGGGCCGCUGCCCCAGAAGUUCAGCUUCGACUCGGAGACGGGCCGCUUCUACCGGGACUUCUCCCGUGACGGGGACGUGGCCAAAUGCUUGGAGGUGCUGCACAGCGUCCUGCACAAGAACAUCGACCGCCUGGGUCACCUCUACGGCCACUUCCAGCUCUGACCACCCGUGUCCCACGUCCCGGGUCAGGUAGAGCAACAAAAAUGUGCCCCCCCUGGGGGCCCAAAGUUAGACCUGUUUCCUUCCCCCCCACAGUCCUGGGACGUAAACGAUCGUGUUAGGGGUAAUGGUCCUUGUUUAAUUUUGUGCCCUGGGUCUGCCCUGCAGCUGGGGGGUGAUGUGUUUGGGCCAGAGUGGUAUUGUGUGGAUGGGCUGCAGAAACACGGGAAUUGGAUUGACCUGCUGGGAGCCAGCAUUGGACAACAAUGGACUGAAUGGCCUCCAUCUCAGGCCCAAGUAGUUUCCCCUGUCCCACCAGUCAAACCGCAGUGAAUGACCACCUAUUGGCUGGGUUGCAGUUGUAGGCGAAACAUUAUUGCCCGCUCGGGGUUGGACGGGUCCCUGUUGCUGCCUCCCACACUGUGACCUGUGACACGUGCAGCGAUGGUGGGGUCGGGGGAGAUUCCUACCGUCAAAUACUCUUGGGCAUCAAGAGACUUGUGAAUAUUAACCUUUUCCUUUUGUAAAUUGUUGGACACAACGUUUCGAGAAACAUUGUGGAUUUGAAUAAAUAUUUGUGCGUUC